AUGGAGAGCAAGUCAGGGCAAGACACGGAGGACGCGAUGCCAAAAAACCGCGGGAGGGGCUGCGAUUCUCCACAAUCGGACGAAACCAAGGCGAGGGUCAUGGAUUCGACCAGGUUAGACACGGUCAACUGGCCAACCCUGUGGGUUUAUAUCCUUAUGACCGCGUGUCAUGGCCUAACCGACAGCCCCAUACGGUCAGUCGAACAACCUUGGUCUCCUGGAAGCCUGGCGCAGUUCGUUGGUUGGGCCACCGUCGCCACCGGGGCGCCUGCGGAGGCCAAGUCCGAGGAACCUCGGACUUGGCCCCGCUUUUACGGCGUCCAUGAUGUGUCCUGGGCGGCCGAUGCGAUUAUCACCUGCGCUGGCAUUGGGUGGUUUGAUACCGUUCUGCGCAUGGACCGCCGACGCUAG
Molecule: messenger RNA, 411 nt
Organism: Gaeumannomyces tritici R3-111a-1
Lineage: Eukaryota; Fungi; Ascomycota; Sordariomycetes; Magnaporthales; Magnaporthaceae
Exons: 1
Coding region: 1-411 (136 amino acids)
Source: RefSeq, a predicted model, not a curated record